Nilaparvata lugens (brown planthopper) is the source of this 3645-nucleotide messenger RNA. RefSeq lists its product as uncharacterized. The transcript is spliced from 9 exons. Bases 317 to 2152 code for a protein of 611 amino acids. The record is from RefSeq and is a predicted model, not a curated record. Lineage: Eukaryota; Metazoa; Arthropoda; Insecta; Hemiptera; Delphacidae.
AGCAGAUCAGCAGAAGAGCGAAGGAAGAGCCAAGAGUGGCGUGCAACGGUGCAAGUCAACUGUUCUGUCAGUUUUCGGGUUGGUGUCGCUCUGUUGCUGUAGCCGACGCUGUCGUGCAGUGUAGGUCGCGUUUUUGUUUUCGUUUGUUCGAAAACAUAAAAACGGACAUUUUAAUAAUAAUUGAUUCCGUAUUGGAGAACAACAGAGCGCAAAGUCAACGGUUGGCGUGCUGUCUGCUUCUUCUCCAAACAGGAGCAAUAACUUCACCUGGAUACCUUCUCGAAAGAUGUGACAUGAGUUGCAUGAGGCUGCUUGAAUGGUGACAGACGCACAGAUAGUGGCGGCUGCGGCGCGCUGGAGCGACGACACGCUGGACGCCAAGGAGCUGGCGCAGAGUGGCACUGCGCAUGCGCGCCUGCAGCUGCCCGCCCUGGUGAAGGUGGCCAAGGGACAGUACUCUGCCCUCGGUCUUCCCUCCCUCUCCUGUCCCGGCUUGGCGCAGCUGGCGUUGGUCGUCAGCGCCGGACGACAACGCACACUGCUUGCGCAGGCUGUUAAGCUCAAGGAGGGAAGACGAGUGUCGUCAGCGGGGGCCCGAGUGCUGAUCCCCGAGUCGUACGGCGGCUACUUCGAGCUACUGAGCGAGGAAGGCCGAGCGGCCCGCUGUCUGGAGAGUGUUGCCGAACUGGCGAGGAGACGACCCGCCCACGGCUGCUUAUUGCGCCAGCCGCUGCGAGCGUUAGCUGUCACUUCGCUCGCCAACCACCGCCAGCUCACGCCCAACGCCACCAUCGUUCCUGCGCCCGGCUUGGAGGCUGCCUCGCCGCGGACGCUCGCCGCCGGAGAGACGCUGUAUCCCUGCGAUGAGGUGCAACCAGAGGGCGCCAAGGGCCGCUACCUGCGCUGCACUGACUCGAAGGGCGAAACCGUACUGCUGGGCCUCGAGCAGCGCGGCCGCUUCAGCGUGUUGGCGCGCGAGGACAGCGUCAGUGGCGUGCAUACGGCGCGCAACCUGCUCAGCAAGCGGCUGCCGCUCACCGUCCGCCUUGUCAGUGGCUCGCCGCCGCUGCAGCACAAGAGCGACGCACGCAGCCCGGCUGCUGAGCUGCGCCUGCUGAGCGCAUUCGACGGGCAAAUGCUGUUUGCGCUGCCACUCAACACAAAGGACAGCGCCACCUCUUCAUCGCUCAUCGCACUCCCCGUCGCCGCGCCGCUCAAGCUGCUCCGAGCCCGCAACGAUGAACAGCUGCGUGGCAUGCGCGAGUUCCAGCGGCUGGCGGAGCGCGCCACGCGCCUCGCGCAGGAGGUGCGCGACCGGGCACACGUACUCGACGGCAAGCUCAGUGAGCCCAAGCAGCGACGCAACGUGGCAGCACCGCAUGACGUCAUCGGUGCUGACGAGCCCAAGCAGCGGCGCAACGUGGCAGCACCGCAUGACGUCAUCAGUGUUGACGAGAACCGAGUGCCCUGCCCCAUUGAUGACUAUGACGAGAUCGACCAGAUCUACGACUACGUGCGCGGAUUCGCCCCUCUGCCCAAGAGUGUGCGCGCUAAUUACUGUGAUCCCUCCAGAAGUGCGGACUGUUCGGAGCGGCGCAGUAAAGAGGCGCCGGACCCGCCGCCAAUCGACACGAUACCGGGCAAAGGCGGCAGUCACGGGGCGGCAGUCGCAGCCGCCGCCUCCAAGGCCGAGAAGCGGACUCGCAAACAGCAUCAUACGCCAGCAACCACCGGCCGCCAGAUACCGCCUCCAGCCACCCCUGUCGCCACCCCCGCACCCACCUCCCUCUACGUCAAGAACGGCGGCAGUUCACAACGCGCGCGCAUUCUCAGACAAAAGAGCUCCUCGCCGUUGAAAGAGACUAAGCUCGGAUCUCCUCUAUUCAACAUACGGUACAAGUCAUUAAGCAACCUUCAACAACAACAGCAGGCGGCAGCGAUGCAGGCGCAUGCGCAGAUGGUGCACGGACAAAUGGAGACUGACAUAGGUGGCGGGGGAGGGGGUACCCUGGACUCGAGCCACUCUGGCGGCGAGAAGCUGGUGCCUGAGAAGAGGUUCCGGCGCCUCAGUCGGCCACGCUCGCUCACCAACCUCGUCUGGGGACAUACGCAUGCGCAUGAACGCAAGCGAAUCGGCACACUCUACCUUUAACUAAGGAUAGGCCUAGGGCUCGAUGUAGUGUUGCUCGGUAGUCGUGCCACAGUCCACCCUGACCUGGCCACUUCCAGUUACCACUGCUCCUUUGCCGAUCGGCAUUUUCCAUCCACGUCUUAAAUCAUUCAAUAUCUUUGGUCCAAACAACAGCGCAAAAACAUAUCAUUUCAAGCAAUAAUUACUAAAUGAAAACCCUUUUCUUACUAAACGUUUAUAUUAUCAACAAUUCAAACCAAUCAUGCACAAUUCAAAUCAAUACUUAGAAUAAAAUUUCACAAAUCUCAAUUUGAUAAAGAAAUGCUAUUUUUAUAUUGGAAUUAGCUGAUCAUGAUCUACUUAAAAUCAUUGUAACGUGUGUUCUUGUCUUGAUUGACCAAUAAUAUUUGUUAUCAAGAAAAAUCUCAGGGUAUACUCUUGUGCGUCUUGCUUGAAGUUGAGUUCUGGAAUUGUGUGGCUUCACUCACAAUUGAAUGCUUAGCUACUCAUAUUGAAGAGGGAAGUAGUAAUUAUUUUUGGAAGGUUGUGCCUAAUAAUGUAGCUGAGUAUAGCCUAAGUUAUACUAAUUAACAAUUUAGGAAACAUUGAAAUCAAGAAAAUAAUAUUAUUAUUUAUUUAUUUUUAUUACUUGAUUUCUCAUUUAUAUUUCAAUAGAAACUAUUAAUUGUUCAGAUGAUAAAAUGGAACAAAUAUACAUUUUGUCUGUUGUCUCUUCAUUGUAGUUAUUGUAAACGUUAGUGAGUAAUGUUAGUGAAUACCUUCAGUUUUCUUUUUAAGGAAGGACCACACUAACUAUUCUUUUAAAAGAAAAGAAUUUUCAAGCGUCAAAAACUAUUUUGUUUUUAAAUUUUUGAACUAAAUAUUUAUAUAAAACGCUCUUUCAAAAGACUAAUGUUGGGUGCGUUUGUUUCAUUGGCAAAAUGACAAACAAAAUAAAUUCAAUACAAAAAGGACCUUAGGAAAAUUAUUGUUUAGUAUAAUUCAAAUCCAUUUGAUAUCUUCUGUGUUGAAGCUUUCUUCUCUUGUUCAAUAUGAAUCGACACAUUCAUUCGAUUGGCGUACAAGUAUGAGAUGGAAAAUAUCAAUAAUUAGUCUACAAAUAAUAAACUAUUUUAUAUAAUAAGUUAGUAUCUCUUCUGAAUAAUAUGUUUUUCGAUGAUCGACUCUGUAGUGCAUAAUUCUAUUUAUGUUCAUUAAUUAGGGUUUCUUUGAUAUUUGAGUUUAUUUCUGAAAAUUUAAUUGAACUUGAAUAAAGUGUAGAACGGUCUGCGUCUAUCAAACUCAGAUGAAAUUCUCAAUGCUCAAUGAGAAUAUUAUUGUGAUUGUAAUUGUCAUUUGAGCUAGAAAGAUUUGUAAUAAUAGAAAGCCAUAAUUUAAGUAGUGAUUUUUUUGAUUCGCCAUAUUAUAUAGAAUUUAAUAAUAUAUUCAUUGUAAUCAUUUUGUCAAUGUAGCAAUAUAUGAAUAUUGAAGAAUUACAUGUACCUAUUCGAUAC